GGUGUGAAUGCCUCACUGUUCUUUCUGAACGCCCAUCCUUUUACCACUGCCAUCCCGUGAUCUUCAACAGGUCCACGAUACGCAGUCCUCUCUCCUUUCCUAGUCUCAUCUGCUUCACCGCUUUCUUACUGGUCCAACGCUAUUUGCGUUUAGCUCUUUGACUUUACUCGUCUCCGGGUGCACGCACCGUUCGACCUCGACGUGGAACGCCUCAAAGGGAACGGUUAUUAUAGCACCACCCGUCUCUCACGUUGCCUCCUGCACUCUCAGGACAUCGUCAUCGCCGCUGCCUCGCCUUGCGGAUCCCUACCACACCCGUCGUGGCCUUGCAACUUCCAUCAGACCCUUCCUUCCUCCUGUCUCUUUCCCGCAUCCUGCCGUCUUAGAGCGCAUAUUAGGGCCCUACCCGAUAUAUUAUGAUGGCCGAUUUCUACGAGCUCCAGCUUAUCCUGCUCGUCAUCUCGUGCAUCGCGUUUCUGCUCUUCGAGCGGUACGUGUCCAGGAAGAAGCAGCAACUGCGCAAGGACAACUACCCCGCUGAGCGCCUUGAGAAUGGGGGGAAUACGACGCCGUACAGUGCGCUCGCCAAGCUCACGAGGCAGUAUCUAGUGGUGUACGCGAUUGUCAUGGGCGCGGACUGGCUGCAGGGGCCGUACGUGUACUCGUUAUAUAGGGAGCAGUACGGCUUCGACGAGCGUGUUGUCGCCGUGCUCUUUGUGACGGGCUUCCUCUCCGCGGGCCUCACCGCUCCCCUCGUUGGCGUCUGGGCAGAUCAGCAGGUGCUCACCCCACCCAAUAGCGGACGCAAAAAGCUCUGCCUCAUCUUCUGCGCCACCUACGCGCUCACCUGCGCAUGCAUCACCAUCCCCUUCCUGCCCGUGCUCAUGUUCGGCCGCGUCAUGGGCGGCAUCUCGACCUCGAUCCUCUACUCCGCGUUCGAGUCGUGGCUCGUGAGCGCCUCGAGCGCGCUCGCGAUCCCGUCCGCGGACCUGUCCACGCUCUUUGGGCGCGCGACGCUCGUGAACGGGUUCGUCGCGACGGGCGCGGGCGUCGUGAGCAACAAGCUGGUGGGCAUGACGGGGAGGUAUACGGCGCCGUUCGUCGCGAGCGGGGUGAUGCUUGUGCUUGCGUAUGGCGCGAUUAGGAGGAGCUGGGCGGAGAACUUUGGGGCGGGCCAGGGGGGUGCACAGGGGAGCGAUCCGUUUCAGCUGAAGAGGCUCGGGCAGGCGUGGGGGAUUGUUCGCAGCGACCCGAUUCUGCUCGCCAUCGGGCUGACGCAGACCUGCUUCGAAGGCUCGAUGUACCUCUUCGUCUUCCUCUGGGUACCCGCGCUGCAGGAGUCCUCGCCGCACUUCCCGACCGUCUCUCUCCCGCUCGGAUACAUCUUCUCGAGCUUCAUGAUCAGCAUGAUGCUCGGCUCGCUCCUCUACACCGCCGUCACGUCGUACCUGCCCCCGCCGACGCCGCAGGCGCCGGGCGACUCGUCGCUGACGCUGCACGCGAAGCUGAGCAGCCUGGUGUGCGCGCUCGCGAGUCUCACGCUAGCGGUGAGCGUGCGCUGGAACGAGGAGCGCACGCGGUUCUGGGCGUUUUGUGCGUUCGAGGCGUGUGUGGGGAUGUAUUAUCCUGUGCAGGGGAUGUUGAGGGGGACGUUGAUUUCGAAUGAACAUCGUGCGACACUCUCGGCGCUGUUCCGCGUCCCGCUCAACAUCUUCGUCGUCGUGUCGCUCCUCACGGGUGUGUCCUCGGCGCGGUACGCGGUGCUCUCGGCGAGCUCGCUCAUGCUCGCGAUCUCGGCGGUUGUCACCGCUGUCGUGGUCGUGGCGCGGGCGGACGAGCGCGUGCCGUCGGAUAAGGAGAACGUCAGUGCGCAUCCUGCUUGAUCCUGCGUAUCGGCCUGGUUGCAUGUAUACACCAAGGACGAUUGGGGUGGUGGAUCUAGCGUGAGCAGAACAGGGACUUUAUGCGGUGCGGUUUUUGAGAUAGAGUUGGAGAGGAGGAUGGAUGGCUGAGGCCUGAGGAGUUGCGUAUUGACUGACUUACUCUAAGGUACUUUGUAUUUAAGAUGGGAUACCCCCUGCUUUGUGUAUGAUGGAUGGUUUCGUAGUAGCAGCUUGUUAAUAAAUGAACGACUC
Molecule: messenger RNA, 2135 nt
Organism: Coniophora puteana RWD-64-598 SS2
Lineage: Eukaryota; Fungi; Basidiomycota; Agaricomycetes; Boletales; Coniophoraceae
Product: DUF791-domain-containing protein
Exons: 5
Coding region: 417-1883 (488 amino acids)
Biological process (GO): molybdate ion transport
Cellular component (GO): membrane
Molecular function (GO): molybdate ion transmembrane transporter activity
Source: RefSeq, a predicted model, not a curated record